This is a messenger RNA of Emiliania huxleyi CCMP1516, 1988 nucleotides long. RefSeq lists its product as hypothetical. The record is from RefSeq and is a predicted model, not a curated record. The transcript has 11 exons. NCBI's taxonomy places the organism in Eukaryota, Haptophyta, Isochrysidales, Noelaerhabdaceae. The coding region runs from base 1 to 1791 and encodes 596 amino acids.
AUGCUGGCAUACACCAGCCGUUGGCGCAGAAAGAGUCUAAAGCUGGGAGUCGCUGCGGCAUUGCACACAGCGUUUCCUGCUGGACUUGCGGCGGACUUGUACGCGCUGAUGCAGUGGUGGCACUCGCUGCUGUCCGCCGACCCGAUCUCACUCGACCCUCUCUGCGACCUCCCGUACCCGCCCUUUGUCCUCUCCGCCGACCUGACGCAGCGAUCGGACAACGACUACUUUGACGGGCACAUCCUCGCGCUCUACCUUGUCAGCACGGGCCAGUUCACCCACCCUGUCUCGCGGCGGCAAAUCACGAGGGAGGAGUGCGCGGCGCUCGAUCGGAUCAUCCGGUCGCCCGCGAUCACGCAGCUCCGCGCGGAGGCGGCGCUGGUGCUGCAGGCGCUCUUUCGGGGCGAAGGCGCCGGCCCAGGCUCGCGCCAGCCCGAGCCGGUCCCGCGCUGGGAGGGCGGCCUCGCGGUGCUGGACGACGACGACGCGCCGAGCCACGCGGAAAAUGUAUCGGCUUACGUACAAUCGACCGACAGGAAGCUACGGCCGCUGCUCGCCUUCCGCGACUCGCUGGGCGGCCACUACGUCGUGCACCGCGCCGUCCUCUGCGGCGCCUGCCAGGAGCCGGCCCUCCUCCUCCGCCAGCUGGCCUCUGCGCGCCUCGCCUCGCCGGUGUGGGCGGGCGGCCGGCAGAGCAGCGCCGACGGCGCCAAGCACAUCUCGUCGGCCGGCUCCUCCCUCCGGCGCCACCACGAGGCGGAGCUGGCGAGGGAGGCGAGGGAGUUGCUGUUCGCGCUGGCGUGCGCCGACUACAUCGCGCCGGACGCGUCGGAGGAGGUGCUCGCCAACGCUGCGAUCGCCGCCGCCGCAGCGGCGCCCGACGCCGAGGCGGAACGAGGCCACCGGCCAAAAGCGCAUGUCUUGAAGGUCCGACGCUGGAAGCCCAUGCUACACGAUGCCGCCGCCGCCGGAGACGCCGCCAAGGUCGGGGAGCUCCUGGCGGGAGGCGAAGACCCGACGCUGCGACACAUCGCCUUUGGCUUCAAGGUGCCGUACGAUGUGUCGGCCGAUGGCGCCACGCGAGACGCUUUUCGCCGCUUCUGCGGCGCCUCGCCGGGCGCGUGGAACUGGGAGCGGGCGCACGUGCCGUCCGGCCUGACCGAGGCGGCGGAGGAGGAGAGGCGGGAGGCGGCGCACGGCGAGGCGGUGGUGGAGGCGCAGGCGCAGCUGGCGGCGCUCACUUGCCCGAGGCGAGUCGCGUUGCGCGCCCGGCGUCGGCGGGCGGCAGAGGCGUCGCUACGGCUCGGAGGCCUCUCCGAGGCGCAGCGGCGCUUCCUCCUCGGGGAAGACUGGCAGUUUGCUGUCGCCGCCCCCGCAGCCAACGCCGCCUCUACGCCUCGGGAGGACACUGCUGGCAUGGCGGGGGAGGAGGCGGCGACGAGUGUCGCACUCUCGUACCGAGGUGCGACGGUGCACGUGAGCGUGCUGCCCGGUGGACGCGUCUCCGGUCUGUUCGAGCAGACUGCCCGCGCGUUCGACUUGCCGCCUGAGCGCUACGGUCUGAAGCUGCUGCACAAGGGCAAGGCUUUGGCGCCCGACGCCACAGUGGGGCUGGCGCUCUCCGGCGCGGCCGCCCCCAAGCUGAUGGUACUCGCGAGCGCGACCGACGCGGUGCGCCAGCUGCAAGCCGCCAAGUCGGACACGUCUGUGGCGUCGUUUGCGGCGGAGCAUGGCAGCAGAAAGGGGAAGGUGCCGGUGGUGGCGGGGCCGAGGCGGGGGCGCAAGUCUUGAUUCUGUCUUUCUGCGUGUCCCAUCACUUCUCCGGCGGCGGUGUGUGUGUGUCCGGGGUAGCCACCACUUUCCUGCCUCACAAGGGCGGGGCUGUCCCGGAAAGUGAGAAACGCCGGGCAGCGUGGUGCACGACUUCAACCUCCCAUACGUAUUUUCGUUCGCUUCUCCCUCGGGCUGUUCCAUCUCCUCGUAUCCUU